Molecule: messenger RNA, 2884 nt
Organism: Nicotiana tabacum (common tobacco)
Lineage: Eukaryota; Viridiplantae; Streptophyta; Magnoliopsida; Solanales; Solanaceae
Product: WD repeat-containing protein PCN
Biological process (GO): meristem growth; meristem maintenance
Molecular function (GO): protein binding
Source: RefSeq, a predicted model, not a curated record
UGGAUCCGGCGCUUAAACCCUUAGGAAAAAACCUAGCGGCGCUGAUGUCCUAUUCUCUUUCUCCCUUUCCACUUCAAAAUUUCUUCAUUGCCCAUAACUCACAGACUCACCAAUCAGCCCAAAAACUCUUCAAUAAAGCUAUAAUAUUGAGGACUGGAAAUGCUCUCAGUAUAUAGGAGCAGCUCAGUUGAGUGGAAGCCAUCACCGGUGGUAGCUUUAGCUACCAGCGCCGACGAUUCUCAAGUUGCUGCCGCUCGUGAAGACGGCUCUCUUGAGAUUUGGCUCGUUUCUCCUGGCUCUGUAGGCUGGCACUGUCAGCUCACAAUACACGGGAAUCCAAAUUCUAGGGUUUCUUCACUGGUUUGGUGUCGGUCCGGUUCGAGUGGUGGUUCGGCUGCUGGUCGGUUGUUUUCUUCCAGCAUUGAUGGAUCAGUUUCUGAAUGGGACCUUUUUGAUUUGAGACAGAAGAUUGCUCUAGAUUCUAUUGGUGUUUCAAUAUGGCAGAUGGCUGUGGAACCAUGCAAUAAUCCACAGCUUAAUCAAAAGCAGUCUCCUAAGCUUUAUGAAAAUGGCCACGUCAAUCACAGCAAUAACGAGAGCAGUGAUGGUGAGAGCAGUGAAAGCGAAGAUGGUGAUGACUCCAUAGAGCUUCACGAGGAUCUUGUUAGUGAUAAUAGCCGAAUAGCAUUUGCUUGUGAUGAUGGCUGUGUAAGAAUCUACUGUGUCAAUGAUGACGAAAACUUAACUUACAAAAGAUCAUUGCCAAGGGUCAGUGGACGUGCAUUGAGUGUCACUUGGAGUUCUGAUGCAAGUAGGAUAUUUUCUGGGAGUAGUGAUGGGUUUAUAAGAUGCUGGGAUGCCAAGUUUGCUCAUGAAAUCUACAGGAUAUCAGUUGGUCUUGGAGGUCUGGGUAGUGGAUCUGAAUUAUGCAUAUGGUCGUUACUUGCAUUGAGAUGUGGUACCCUUGUGAGUGCUGAUAGAACUGGGAGUGUUCAGUUCUGGGACACCAAGCAUGGGACUCUUGUGAAUGCCCUUUCCAAUCAUAAAGGUGAUGUUAAUGCUUUAGCAGCAUCUCCCAGCCAUAGAAGGGUGUUUUCUGCUGGCUCCGAUGGUCAGGUUAUACUUUAUAAGCUCUCUAUGGAUUUUGUCGGGGCUAAUGAUGGAAAUAUAACCUCUGGAGUCCUCAAGAAAUGGGUUUAUGUUAGUCAUGUGAGGGCCCAUACACAUGAUGUGAGGGCCUUGACUGUUGCUGUGCCCAUCAGUGCUGAAGAUUCCAUAGUUGAACGGGACGAAAAGAGACCUCGAUCUAGGUCGAACCCCCUUGAGUCUAGUUACCAUAAAUGGGCACAUUUAGGUGUGCCGAUGCUUAUCUCAGGCGGUGAUGAUACUAAACUUUUUGCAUACUCUGCGAGGGAGUUUACCAAGUUUUCCCCACAUGACAUUUGUCCUGCACCGCAGAGGCCGCAUAUACAACUUGCAAUAAAUACGAUUUUCAAUCAGUCUUCGUUACUCUUAAUCCAAGCGUCGUACUGGAUUGAUAUUUUGUGUGUUCGUGAAAUAAAUGGAGUUAAGUCUAACAGCUGUGGUCCAUCUGCUGGGGCUGCCAAGACAGAUCUGGUCGCCCGAGUUAAGUGUAAAGCUUCAAGGAAAAUUACAUGCAGUGCAAUUUCGCCUUCUGGUGCCUUUUUUGCUUAUUCUGAUCAUGUUAAACCCAGCCUUCUUGAGCUUAAGAGAAAUGCUGCCAGCAAGAGUCCAUGGGCAGUCAACAAAAGGCAUCUCCCUUUGGAACUGCCAUUUGCCCAUUCAAUGGUUUUCAGUGCUGAUUCUUCUCGGCUGAUGAUAGCGGGGUGUGACAGAAUGGUCUACGUGGUGGAUGUAGGAAGCUCAGAGAUAGUUUAUGUUUUUACACCUCGUCAUAAAGAAUAUGCUGAAGAACUGUUCCCGGCUGAACCUCCCAUAACUAGACUGUUCACCAGCACUGAUGGGCAAUGGCUAGCUGCUAUCAACUGCUUUGGAGAUGUAUAUAUAUUUAAUCUAGAGAUACAGAGGCAACACUGGUUUAUAUCAAGAUUGGAUGGUCAUUCAGUUAUGGCAGGUGGUUUUGCUCCUCAAAAUAGCAAUGUGCUUAUAGUAUCCACUUCGUCCAACCAGGUAUAUGCCUUAGAUGUUGAAGCUAAACAGUUGGGGGAAUGGUCAAGUCGUAAUACAUUUUCCCUGCCGAGAAGAUAUCAAGAAUUUCCUGGAGAAGUGAUUGGGCUUUCAUUCCCACCUUCCAAUUCAUCAUCUGUCAUCGUCUAUAGUCCAAGGGCAAUGUGUUUGAUCGACUUUGGGAAGCCAGUGGGUGGUGAUGAUGAGGCUGACUUAGCCAACGAUCAAGAUAUAUCAUUGAAGAAGCUACAUAGUAGUCUUGUGAAUGGAAGUUUGAAGCGUAAGUUACAAGUCAGUGAGUUGGAGAGUAAACAUAAUGGUAAAAAGAAUUUUGAGUUUCAUCCUUUCAGAGAUCCUGUCUUAUUUGUUGGACAUCUUUCAAAAACCUCUACCUUGAUCAUAGACAAACCUUGGAUUCAAGUGGUUAAAAAUUUUGAUGCUACACCUGUUCACAGACAUAUUUUUGGGACAUAACUGUUUUGUGCCAGGUGGUUUUUGUUUCAACUUACUAGGGAUUUUAGAGGGGCGAUUCAAGCCCUUUGCAAUGGUAGGUUUUUCUUUUGUUGUCACUCGGGGGAUGAAAGCAUGUUGUGUAAUGUAUUCUUUUGUUAGUCCAGUUAACUGUGAAAUCAAUUUUGAAGUUCAAUGUCAUUCAUUUUAUAUACAAGAGUUAUCUUAUGUAAAUUGCAUAUGUAAACUGAAGCUUUAUAUGACACCCUGAACACGAGUUUGACCA